This is a messenger RNA of Ectocarpus siliculosus, 1293 nucleotides long. The record is from the annotation of a GenBank genome assembly. Lineage: Eukaryota; Phaeophyceae; Ectocarpales; Ectocarpaceae.
UCAUCGUUAGCGCUUCGGUGGCAUUCGCUUUUCUUCUGAGCUUUCCGACGGUGGAGGCUUCCGGGAGAAAACACGAAGAAUCCAUGGAAUUCACCGUCUUCGAGAGGCAGAGCGAUGACGGUCCUCGCCACAGCCCACUCUUUUCUCUCCCCGUGCCCGAGGUGGAGGACGUGGAGUAUCCCUCCAAAAUGGUGCUCUUCAACAAUGACCUUUACGGUUCUGAAGAUCAUCUGAUCGACGAGGACCAAGAGGAACUCAUCGGGUACAACCAGGGUCACUGUGUGGAGACCGUGGCCUCCGGCGGUUUCAUUGCCGAGUGCUUCUUCACGUACGUAUUCGACGACGGCUCGCUCACCGCGAACGGCCCGUUCAACUUCGAUGUCGAAGAUGGGGUUCUCCCCUCUUUCCUGGCCGUCACUGGGGGCACCGGGGAGUACGAUGGCGCCCAGGGAUGUGUUGAGGUGUCUGCCGGACCUGCUGAAGAAUUCCCAUCCUUGCAGUUCGACUUCAAGCUCAAGAGAAAGUCAAGGGAGUAGGCGGUCAUGGCCUUGGUGCGGACCCAUCGAUCAUCAAGUGCGAUGAAGCUAUUGUCGGGCAGUUGUCUGACCAGCUUUCAUUAUGCAAGGAAAAAAAUGCGUUGUAGAAGGAGUCCAGCAUACCACGCACUUAGAACUUGCCAGGUAGAAGGUCUUUGCCCUUGCGGCAAGCGCAUGGGCUCAGCUAAGGGUUUCAUGCAUACUCGUAGAUGUGAGUGACCACAGAGCGGAAAAGGGGAGAAUAGAGAGCAAGGGUUGGCUACAACCUAAAACACUUCGGACUUCUGAUCGAUGGGUUGUCGUAACUGUCGAGGGGGGAGGGAUUGGCCCUUGAAGGAGCAGGUGGCAAGGAAGCGGGAAGGGAUUAGUAGGUUGGAAUGGGGGUGCCUCAGAAAUAGCAACACGGUGAGCCUUUCUUUCUCGGUGUGGCCGCCAACAGGCAGUAUUGAGCAGCAAUGCGGGACAGACGUUUGGGCGCUGAAAUAUGCGCGCGACAGCAUUAAACUAACUACGUCUUCGGGGUAGAAAAGUGGAUGUAUGGUCGAUACGUGGUCGGGAGUGCCGAGGCGAGAGGGGCCCAUUCUUGUUUGAGUACGGUUGGAUUUCGUUGAGGGUGGAAUAUUUUCUUGAGCAGCAAGUACGCACGCAGCAUUCAAUUGCUGUACAUUGCUUGAAAUAAUAAUGAGCCACGGUGACGCCGCCGCCGGAAGUAUAAGUGGUGUUCUCCUACGUGUAGAAAUAAAAACAAAAUGUACCU